This is a messenger RNA of Boleophthalmus pectinirostris (great blue-spotted mudskipper), 2548 nucleotides long. RefSeq names its product inhibitor of DNA binding 3 (gene id3). Gene Ontology annotation, biological process: negative regulation of transcription by RNA polymerase II; circadian regulation of gene expression; cell differentiation. NCBI's taxonomy places the organism in Eukaryota, Metazoa, Chordata, Actinopteri, Gobiiformes, Gobiidae. Gene Ontology annotation, cellular component: nucleus; cytoplasm. The transcript has 3 exons. The record is from RefSeq and is a predicted model, not a curated record. Gene Ontology annotation, molecular function: protein dimerization activity; transcription regulator activity. Bases 56 to 379 code for a protein of 107 amino acids.
ACCCGCUGGUGACAGUACCGCUGCGUGUGGACCCUAGGACGUGCCCGAGCGAGCCAUGAAAGCCGUGAGCCCCGUGCGCGCCGUGAGGAGCGGCUACAAGGCGGUGUGCUGCGUGUCCGAGCAGAGCCUGGCGAUCAACCGGAGCGAGCCCGGGAGCGCGCUCUGCGACAUGAACGACUGUUACUCCAGACUCAAGGCGCUGGUGCCGAGUAUCCCGAGGAACAAGUCGGUGAGCCAGGUGGAGAUCCUGCAGCACGUCAUAGACUACAUCUUCGACCUCCAGAUCGUGCUCGAGGCGGAGGACAAGCUGCUCACGCUGCAGGCGUCGGAUCUAACGCACAACUUCUCCACAGACGACAAAAAACACUUGUGCCAUUAGACCAGCACAUCGUCACGGUGCAGCAGGGAACACAUGGCUCCACUUCGCUCCGGGCCAAAGGGCGGAGGGUGCAAAGGUAUUCGGAUAAGGAGACGAGCGAGGGAAGAAGGAGAAGAAGAAGAAGGAGGAGGAGGAGAGAAGGAAACGAGGACACAGGAGCCAGAGGGGGAGUGGUGGACCCUCUCGCCGUGAUCACACAGACUUGGAUUUUUUGGGGGGUUUUUUUUGUUUUGUUUUUUGUUUUUGGACAAUGAGUCUUUGCCAAAGCACAGGCGGGAUCGGAGAGGUCGCUGUACUGACCUGCACCUACAUUCCAGAUUUCGUGGACUCCUCACCAACCUCACCCCCCAAGCUCUUGUUAAUCUUUUAUAGAAUGAACGUUUCGCCAAAGUGUUUGCGAUCCGUCUCUGGCGUCGGAUCACCGCAAUCCAGUUUGUAAAUUACCUAUAGCUGUUCAAACAUCUUGAUUUUUUUUAAAAUUUGGUUUGAAAUCUAACGUAAAGUGCAUAUGACAGGUUAGACAAGACGUUUCACCAAGUUUACAUCAUUAAAAGUUAAGAUUUUUUAAUUUACGUCAAGUUUAAAUUGACAUUUGGCUUUUUUCCUGCACUUUUCUUACAAAUCUUCUUCCACAGCUAAAGCGAUAAUCAAUAAUCAAAUCAGAAUUACAAUAAAAAACGUAAAAAUCCGUCAUAUGCAUUUAUGUUUUUUAACAAUGUGAACUUUUUUCUCUGACGGUUCAUUUUCUAGUAACAAAUUUGGUUUAAAUCUGAUGUUUUGUAAAGAUGUCUCGUACGCGGAGGCUGUCCGAUGCUUGAGAGGAGGCUGAACUGCUUUGGCGAAACGUCCCGUCCCGUUUCUGAUUAAAUUCUGAAACGUCCGGACAGUUAUUGGACUGUUUGUGAUCACGUACUGAAACGUCUGAACUGUUUAUGAUCAAAUACGGAAAUAUCUGAACUGUUUCUGAUCACAUCCCGAAACGUCUGGACUGUUUGUAAUCAAAUACUGAAACGUCUAAACUGUUUGUGAUCAAAUACGGAAACAUCUGGACUGUUUCUGAUCACAUACUGAAACGUCUGGACUGUUUCUGAUCACAUACUGAAACAUCUAGACUGUUUCUGAUCAUAUACUGAAACAUCUGGACUGUUUUGGACUGUCUGUGAUCAAAUACUGAAACGUCUGAACUGUUUGUGAUCAAAUGCGGAAACCUCUAGACUGUUUCUGAUCACAUACUGAAACAUCUAGACUUUGUGAUCACAUACUGAAACGUCUGGACUGUUUUUGGACUGUUUCUGAUCACAUACUGAAACAUCUGGACUGUUUUGGACUGUUUCUGAUCACAUACUGAAACGUCUGGACUGUUUUGGACUGUUUCUGAUCACAUACUGAAACGUCUGGACUGUUUUUGGACUGUUUCUGAUCACAUACUGAAACAUCUGGACUGUUUUUGGACUGUUUCUGAUCGCAUACUGAAACAUCUAGACUUUGUGAUCACAUACUGAAACAUCUGGACUGUUUUUGGACUGUUUCUGAUCACAUACUGAAACGUCUGGACUGUUUUGGACUGGUUCUGAUUAAAUAUGGAAACAUCUGGACUUUCUGAUCACAUACUGAAACGUCGGAACCGUUUCUGACCACAUACUGAAACGUCCGUCCGGAUAUUUUUUGCAAUGGCGAAUCCCAACUCGACUCUCGGAUUAACUGUGACGUUUGUGGGGAGUGACGCUUUCCACAAACUCUGCUCUGGGUUUUAUAAACUCGCAUUUUAAUCAUGUUUAUGUUUUUAUGCCGAGCCGGGCUGGAACGUUUCAGCUCCCCGGCCACUGUUGCUCGUCUGUACAGGCUGUCACCUUUUUUUUUUUUUUUUUUUUUUUUCAUGUAAUAAAAAUUUGUGAUUAUUGAGAAACUUUCGGAUAAUUUUUUGUGUUCAAAUUGUUCAGAAAUAUUGAAAACCAAGCGGAAAAAUUGAGCAGAAGUGGGUCGUACUUAACGUUUACCCGAUUAAAUUUACUUUUUUAAAUAAAUUGUAUGUUUCACCAGCGUAAUUUUACUCCAGCGUUUCAGUUCUACUUUUACUCAAGUACCCAAAUACUUUUAAACUUCUACUUGAGCAGUAUUAUUUGUAUUCUAUUACUGAUGUCAUGGAAUAAACGACACUUUUAAAGAGCG